AUGACCGUCUUGACGGUCCUAACUCUCUGUUUGUGCACUCGUACGCUCGCUGGCGACCAUUUCGAACGACAGGCGAAUGCACCGGAUACAGCGGCCAUAAAGGCUGAUCCUUUUCAGCAAGAAGGUCUUUGCCGUCGCUGGGCCCAUCAGAGUAGGGAAUCUUUGUGAUAUGUGGCUUGAAACCCAACUUCUAACGUUUAUAGGUACCAUUAAGAAUGGAACCUUAUAUAUGUUUGGCGGAAACAUGUUGCUCAAGAAAAAUAAUACGGCCCAAGGCAUCCAAGAAGUCCCUAGUACGCUUCUCCACUUUUUAGGUUGUUGAAUAUUGUCUGAUCAGGUUAAUAAAUUUAGAUACCGAAUUCCUUCAAUUGGACCUCACAAAGGGCUUUCGGUUAAGCGAGAAUACGGUCCCUUGGCAAAAGCCAAAGAUUAACGGUGAUACGGUUCCACCAGCAUUCUCGUCUGGAGCAAUGUAUAACGGAAGGGACGACUUUGUCUUUCUAUACGAAGGGCAGACACCAAAAAACAUGCCGGAACAAUCAUCGUCGAUCUGGGGUUACAGUCUCACCAACCAGACUUGGCGGAUAACGGACACAUGGGACCAUGACGAUGAUAGGUUCCCAAGUAGACAAUCACGGGGCGCGCCGGUUAUAACUCCGGAGGGUGAUAUAGGGUUUUACAUCGGUGGGCUCAGGGCUUAUGAAAAUGAUACCUUCCAGGGCUGGUUCUACGGACCCGAGGAACAGCUUACAGUCCUAGACUUGGUGGCAGGGAAGAAGAAUAAGGUAGGAAGAUACGAUGCUCCAAGAGCUUCGUCAAUUUAUGCUUACCCCGCGGUUAGACGGAAAGACUACCGCUAAAGCAAAAGAGGAUCGGGCCGAACGUGGUUUACCUCCCGAUAGGAAAGAAGGGCAGCCUAGUGUUGGUUGGCGGCACUGGAGAGUACAAAGUGCGGGUAAGUACGGAAUCUGGAGCUUUGUGCGAAUUUGGCUGACUCUCAUAAAGCUGUCGGCACCCCCCCCAGACUCAGGCCGCAAAAAGGGGGGGGGGAUUAACCCCGGCGACGUACGGGUGAACCCUAUGUCACAAAUGGACACUAUAUGGAUUUACGAUAUUGACGGCGGGAAAUGGUUUUACCAAACCGCAGUGGGGGAGAUGAUGCCGUGGGAGAGGAAAAACUUUUGCAUGGUUGCAGCGACCGAUGAUUCCGGCCCUAACAAGACUCACCAUAUUUUCAUAUAUGGUGGGGGCACUGACUUCAAGUCCCCAAUGCUCAGUAUGAAUGAUACGGCAUUCGACGAUAUGUACAUUCUCAGUCUGCCUGCGUUCCGCUACUACCAAGUUAAGCUUGGAGAUGUAAAGCCAGAAGUACGACAACGGAUGACAUGCCAUGUGGUUAACAACAAACAAAUACUUGUUCUUGGUGGGCACAGGGUCAAUUCGAGCGAGCCACCCACGGACUGUCAAUGGGAUGAAUUAAAUCUCUUUGACAUGAACACGCUACAAUGGGAAACCGAGUACGAUCCCAAUCCUCCAGGAGAUUCCAAAUUCGCCGCAAAUGCGGAGGUCCUUGCGGCUCUCGGUGCCCAGAAUCAGGAACCAGCUUUGGGCUGGGAUGAUGAGAAUUUGAAGUACCUCUUUACCGGCAUAUACCCCGACGAGCAAGGACUAGAGGUAGAGAGGCAGCGGGCGAAUGCGAGGUGGAGGAGAUGGCACAUUGGCGUCGGAGUAGCCGGCGGGGUACUUGGUAUCGCUCUGAUAAUCGUGUUGUUUUUCCUCAGGCGACGCAGGCAGGAGAACAAGGCGUUGAAGUAUGAGCUCGAGCAACUACAAUUAUACUUCCAAUACCAGACUACCGGAGAAAUAUACUCCUCUGCGAGGCUCAGCAACCUGAGCGCGGAUGGCGAUGCCUUCGUCUCGGAGAAAGUUCGGCCAAUGACUUUCAAGGAAAAGGUUAAAUUCGUCUUCGGAAUAAAGGCUAGCAAUAGUCAAGAGGAAAUACCUACGAUUUUCGAUGGACCUUGUAAGUUCUCCGUACUCUACAAACUCUCCCGGUGUCACCACUAA
Molecule: messenger RNA, 2067 nt
Organism: Tuber aestivum (summer truffle)
Lineage: Eukaryota; Fungi; Ascomycota; Pezizomycetes; Pezizales; Tuberaceae
Source: the annotation of a GenBank genome assembly